Messenger RNA from Talpa occidentalis (Iberian mole), 6421 nucleotides. RefSeq names its product chromosome unknown C14orf132 homolog (gene CUNH14orf132). The record is from RefSeq and is a predicted model, not a curated record. The coding region runs from base 59 to 310 and encodes 83 amino acids. The transcript is spliced from 2 exons. NCBI's taxonomy places the organism in Eukaryota, Metazoa, Chordata, Mammalia, Eulipotyphla, Talpidae.
UGUAGCGGCGGCUGCACCGGCGGCAGCCAGCGCCUGAGCGCCCCGAAGCAGCAGCACCAUGGAUCUGUCCUUCAUGGCCGCGCAGCUGCCCAUGAUGGGGGGAGCCUUCAUGGACUCGCCCAACGAGGACUUCAGCACCGAGUACUCCCUCUUUAACUCCUCCACCAACGUCCACGCGGCGGCCAACGGCCAGGGCCCGGGGGAGGAGCCCACGAGGUCCUCCAAUGAUGCCGUCCUGCUCUGGAUCGCCAUCAUAGCGACGCUGGGGAACAUAGUGGUGGUGGGGGUGGUGUACGCCUUCACCUUCUGAGGGCGGCGGCCGGAGCAGGUGGACAGCUGCCCUGUGCCCGGCUCACGGGCCGCGCUCUGCAGUCGGAGCCUCGGGGAGCUCCCGCCUCGCUCUUUCUGGAACGUGAGCCCUGACCAAGCCCUCCGGCCCAGAGGCGGCGACCAUGAGUCCAGGAGAUCCACCUGCACCCCUGAUUUCAAAUAUCCCGCGCUGUCGGCGAGCUGUUUUGGAAAACACGAGGGCGUGGACUUCCAGCCCCAGCGGCAUGAUGGCACAGGCCUCAGAGGCACGGGCUGGGCAAGUCUGGAAGCUGCCUUCCAAGAACGCGAGACCAGAGGGAACAAGCGGGACUUAAGAUACAGAGAGGGGCUGAGGGUGGUUUGCGGGCAGUAGAGGAUCACUACGCGUCCUCUUUUUAUGCAGACUUCAUGGGGGGGCGGGGUGCCCAGCGGGACUGUCUCCCCCAUCUUGGUUUCCUAUUCAGUCCCUUGAAGUAUUAGUGGCGGUCACUUGGGGGGACCAUAGAAUGUUCCUCAUUUGACUUGGAAAUGGCGCCUUUGUCACCAGACAAUGGCGCCUUUGUCCCAUCCUGCUCUGGUCUUUGCAUGGGCCUUUUGAGGCCCAGAUGCAUCGGGAAACCCCAGGAUGGGGCAUUACUGGGGAGGCGGUGGGAUCUCCAGGUGGACUGAUGGCCUCUGCCGCUGGACGAGCUCUCUCUUUGCAAAUAGAGGGAAGCGCCUUGAAAAAUCAGUCAUGCCAGGCAGUUAACCCCUCAGCCCCCGCACCUGUAGGUGCUCUUUGAGAAAUCACAGCUUUUAGAGGUGAACAAGCGUGUGUCCACCCAAUCACCUGUGGAGUGGCAGGGAGGGGGUGUGACUUGCCUGAGAGCUCAGGGCAGCUUUGGGGAGCAGUGGCAGCAGAGGGGGAUGCUCCUGUCUCUGCUCGGUGCUCUGCAUGCCCCAGCCCAGCACUUCUCAGCUGCUUGGGGCAAAGCUGCCCUGGAAUUUUGCUGUGUGGGCAGGGAGGUCAGACACCUGCCAUUUAAAUCUGGCUACUUGCAUUUACUUGCAGGUUUGAGAGUCCUUUGUACUCAAGUCAGUCCCCUUAGUUCCUGAAGUUGGUGGCUGGGAGGCCCAUGCAAAGACCAGAGCAGGAUGGGAGAGGCUCAGUUUUCUUCCACUCUUGGGGGGUCUUGCACAGUGUCUGCCCACCCCCACCCCCACCCGCAAGCAGCCUCCCUGUGUCCCUGUGCAGACAAACAGGGAGCAGCACAGACUUGGGCUCACUGGCUCCCAAGCCACAAGUGUCUCUCCCUGCACUGUAGAAAAAGAAAAUAAAUGGCAAAUCACCCCAACCCCCACCCCCGUGGUUGAGAGACAUGCACGCCUGGGUAAGGAACCCCGGGUGUGUUUGGGGACAAUGCCAAAGGGUUGCAUUUGUCACUGUGUUCCCAGAAGACCAUUCCUGAUGGCAAGCAAAGGAACAUCUUAAUUGUCCAGAGGCAGCCACUUGGCCCCGGGUGGUGGGCGCGGAGCUCUGGCAGCUCCUGCAGACAGUGCCAGCUUUUAUUGGCCUCAUCUGUCACUGCAGCCGCCGUCUGCCCGAGGCCUUCAGCUCAUGCAGAGGUCAGAGCGCAGCACACUGGCAUGAGUGUUGCAAAGAAGAAGGGCUGUAGGACCUUCUGCCUGGACUCCUCUAGAACCUGCUGUUUGCAUGAGUGGAAGCACCCAGAACCAGGCCGGGCAGGAAGCCAGCGCCUGCAGAGGCCUCUCCGCCAGCCCCGGUCUGCCCCGUGCAAGUGUUUUGUCAGACCAGUGUCCUCACGAGAAGACCUGGGAGGGAGGUCCAGAGCCAGGUGGUGUUGGUGCUGUGGGGGCUCACUGCAACCCCGUGCUCUCUGAUCUUCACCUGACCCCACACCCCUGGGCCGCCGCAGCCCUGUAAAGAGGCAGGUGGCAGCUCCCUGGCCCAGUGGGACAGGGUGUGUCGGCCGUGGCGUGUCACCCUAGAGAGGACUCCGCCUCCCAGAGCCGUGGGGUGUCUGAGCAUUUCUCUGGGUGCACAGGCCUCACCCCCGCAAAGGUUUUUUUUUUCCCUGAUAUAAAAGUUGGUUAAAUUCAGCAUCAAGUCCUCUCCCCUUUCAGCAGCAGGGCCUGGAAAGUCUGGGGAUUUAGGCUCCAUCUCUCUACCUUUGGUUUAUCUGGGUCACAGUGGUUUUGCUCAGGUGCCCUCCAUCUAUCUCCAUCCUUUUUCUGUUUUUUUCGCCACCAUCACCCAGAUUACAGCGGAUGGAGACAUGCACAUUAGGUUCCCAGCCAGAGCAUGGCUGCCCCACACCCAGCCUUCGAGGAAGGGCAGAGAGAGGCACCCCCAACACUGGGGCCAGCUGUGUGCCCAGGCCCCAACCUGGACCCAGGGGCUCAUGCCUGAUCCUCCUGCUCACCUGAGAGCAGCGUGGUGCCGGCACAGACCAGGAGGCAGGAGCUCAGAGAAGGGAAGUCACUUGCCUGAGGCCACAAAGCCUGAGCUGGGAUUUGAAUGUGGACUUUGUGCUCCAAAGCCAGGCUCUUCCUGGGACACUGCCACCUUCAUGACUGGGUGGCCCCUUCCAGGUGCAUUUACACUAGCCCCCAGGUCCACAGAGGCCAGGUCCCCAUCGUGGUGUGGCCUGGACUGGCUGGACUUCCGCUCUGCCAUCCUCAGCAUGGUCGUGCUUGUCCUGCUGCCCACGGCCAUAUCCAGGCUUCAGGGCAGGGGUGGCGGUCCCUGUCACCUGCCCCUUUCUUUAAAAUGGAAUGCAAAUCUCCAAGGCCAGAGAGGUUCUCAGAGACCAGCUGUCUUGGGAUGCAGGUGGAGGCCCAGCCUGGGAGUCCAGGGGUGGAGUCAGCACAAGAGAAGGCCCCCAGCAACCAGAACCGCCAAACAGGCACAGAUGUCUACGCUGCCCAUCAGGCCCCCGCCCAGGAUCUGGCCCUCCCUGGAGCCCCAUGGGUUUUGCAGGCAGUGGGUGCGGGAUAUCCUCUCUGGGACCCCAGCCUGGGGCUCCCAAGCUGGCACUUCCUGGGUGUACUGAGCCGGAGCCCGCCGUGACCAGAUGGGCCAGUACAACCUCUUCAGUAACUACAUUUGCUGGAAUAUUCUCUGUGCUGGCCCCUUCACCUCCCCUCUGCUGGCAUCAGUGUCCACAUUCCAGGAUCGAGAGCUGCUGUCACUGGACCCGCCACUCAAGCCAGGCGUGUCCCCAGGAAUCUGCCUCUUCAGGGCCGAUGGUACAGCCUGUUUCUCUCUGUCACUGCUGCCCCUCCCCUUGCCCAUGAGAUCAAGGUCAAGAAGCCAAUGAGACUUCCCCAGAGAGAGGAUUCUCUCCUUUCAGGAACCCGCAGGACCCCGGGGAGAAAGAAAGGACAGGCUCAUCCUUUUAGCUGCAGAGGUGACAGGUCAUUUUUCAGCCGUUCUAAAUGGACGGCCUGGAUGCCGGCCAGACCACAGUGUGUGUCUCUCCUUCCUGGAGACCAGAGGCCCAGCUGUCUUCCCCGCUGCCUGAGUCCUUCCAGACACACUGUCCUUUUCUUCUGCAGGAUGUGACCUCCCUCCAUUACCAGUGGUGAUGUUAUUAAUAAUAGAAUUACAUAGAAUUAGCCAUUAGAACUUGUUACUCUCCCUGCUGUCUGUUGCAUGUCUUCCUUGUGCUCUGUGCUCUGUCUGUACCUCUGUCUUUUCACAUCCCCUUGGGGGCCAGGAGGCAGGAUGCUGAGGUUCAUUAUUGUCCUGCUUUCCUGUUGGGGGAAACUGAGGGCAAGCUCUGUGCUGGGAGCUGGGGUUCAGCCCAAGUUCUGUUGGCUCUGCAGGCUGGGCAGCCGUCCCCAGAGUGAUUCACCCCAGGCGAGGGGUGCUGGGGUGGUGGUGGUCCUGGGGAACAGCUCAAGUGUGAGUCCUGGGCAGGGUUUUAUCCAGCUCAGCAUCUCAGGGCAGUGAGAGGCCUUAGAGGGCAUCGAGUCGGGGCCUCUGGUUUUCAGAGGGCAGCUUGGACCACGUGGCUGGUUUGGGGAGAGCUGAUGGCCCCUGGAUACCCUCCCUGGGGCCCCCAGCACUCUGUGCAUCACCAGGGAGCGCAGCUGUGGCCCUGGGACAGGCCUGGUAUUCUCAGCGACUGCACUGGCCUCUUAUGUCCUGUGCAAUGCUCGCUGACCAUCCCAGGGCAAGUCUAGUGAGCUGGGUUGUCAUCUCCAGGAUGCCCAAGGGGACAGAAGGCAGCAUUAGAGCCGGAAGCUCUCCUGCUGGCCAUCCUCGGGCCCCUGACCCCAUGUCUCAGUGGAGAGGGUGGCAAACUGCCCUAUGAUCCCAGAGGGGCUGAGUGCACAGUCUCCCAGCAGGAAGCGUGGCCUUUUGGAGAAUCCCAGGUGAUCUGAUAAAUGGUGCCCAGAUGCUGCCAGAGUCACUUCUGAGAUGAGUGUGUGAGCAUGCCCUUCCUUUUAUUUGGGGGUGAAUGGAGGAGCUGGCAAACCACAGUGAUUGGAGAAGAGGGAAGAUUCCCUCAGGGUGAGGAAGUGAGUGUCAGGAGCAUGGAGUGGUCAAGAGGACCUAAGUAGACCACAUAAAUGUGGGGGUGUAAGUCUGCAUGUUUGUUCAGUCACAAGUCACACAUUGGUUAUCAGGAUAGAAAACAGAAGUGGGAACGCCCUCGAGAGGCCAUGACCUCCAGCCCCGUGUCUGACAAGGAUCAUCAUCUGCCUCUGGCCCCUGGCAGACCCCCGCGGCCAGGGAGAUGUGAGGUCCGCCCUCCUCAGGAAUAAAUGGUGACAGAGCACGAAGCAUGCAGGCAGGGAAACUGUGCUAUGGCCGUGGAGGGUCCAGAGCCCUGAUCCUUCACUGGGCUAUACACACACACACACGCACAUGUAUGCACACGUGUCCCUGCACACAAACACGCAUGCAACCACACAUGCACAUGCAUAAACACAUGCAUGCACCCAUGUGGCUGAGCAGCUACCAGCAGCCCCAGGGCCUGUCUCUCCAGCCAUCAUGCUCCCCACAUCUUAGGGAUCCCAAGGAUCAUCUGUGGACAGCUCCAGGCAUUCCCCAAGCACCAGGGGUUCCAGCCAGGGCUCGCGAGCUGCAGGUGGUGCUUCCAGGCUUUUACAUUUGAGGAAACUGAGGCUCCACAGGUUUGAGAACAUUGCCACGCCAGUCAGCAGGAGGGCGCGUCUUGAGCUUCUCUUCAGGGUUCCUAAGCCCCAGACCAGCUUUAUUCCCUCCGGGUCCCUUGGCAGUUUCUGGGGACAAUUUGGGGAGGAGGCUGUUCUACUGGCAUCUAGUGAGUAGAAGCCAGUGAUGCUGCCGCGGGGUGAGGAGGCUGAGGCUGAGAAGCCUUGCACUAUCUGGUUCUAUGGCUGGCGGUGUCCCCCGAAGCACCCCCUUCCCCAUUGGUGAGUCAUCAGUGAGCAAAGCCCUCCUGAGAGAAUCCCGCCCCACACACAGUUGGAAUCCAGCACGUGUGGCAGAAAUCCAUGCGGCUCCGCUUCCACUUCUAGGGCUUUUGUGGGCUUCUCAGCCUAGGUGGAAAGAACCCUCCAAAGUGGGGGGCUGACCUGGACCCCACCAGUAACUCUGGGACCUGGCCCCUCCCCGAUGGUGGGAGAAGCUUAGAAGGGGUGUGUGGGUCUGCUUACCUGCCUCUGGGCAAAGCUGCACCUUCUCCUGGCUCUGCCCCUCCCACGUGCUCACCCCACGUCCCCAGUCACGCGCACGAACACUUUCUUCUUUCUACGUGUUACAGAAACCUGAUUCUUGUAACUAACUGCCCUUCAGAUUCGAUUCUUCCCGCCGAGAGCAUCAGAAAUGCUUGCGUGUCUUCCGAACGUUUUCAUGAUCAACUUACAACUGUGAGUAGUUGGCUGAAUAAAAUGGUGUCUCACUAUUCCUGUAGGCCUUCGCUGCUCAAGCCCGUUUUCGCUCUGAGAUCACUGACUUUUACUGCAGUGAAAAGAUUAUUUCCUAAUGUGGGGUUUCCAUGUGCUCUUUGAUCAAAGUCACCUACCCUAAGGGGUGUCAGAUUGUGGCUGUGAAAUCACCUCCCGUUGCUGUGUGCGUUGCUGUCAUCAGUUUCUAUUAUAAUUAAAGAAAACUGUCAGC